ACAUUUAAAACUUGCUGCACCUCUGGUAACAUUAGCUUUCAACGACAGUCGCCUGUUUGGUUUAUAUUAUUUUAUCUUUUAAACUUGCCGGGUUAAAUUGGGGGGUUUGCGUUGCAAUGUUGUCUGUAGCCAUGUCGUCAAUGGAAGCACAAAGUCUGCCGCUUCCAGAGACUGAUAACCCCUUAAAGAUGAGUAAACCAUUAGCAGUUGUUACGAGACGUGUUGCUCUUACCGAGGUGACCAACGCGUCCGCGUCAGGAGUCAACACAAAGAAAAGGGGACAACGCAAAGCACGUGGAGCUCACCAAGCUAAAGCGGUGGAGUUGGUUCAAGUUAAAGCAACAGCAACAGAUGCCCUUCUUCCGCUUUCAGAAGCAUCAGAAGAUGUGUCCAUGAAAGAUGAAGAGGAGGUGCAACUGUGCCAGGCUUUCUCCAACGUGCUGCUCACUGUGGAUGAUGUGGACGAGAAUGAUGCUGACAUGCCCCAGCUGUGCUCUGAAUACGUGAAGGACAUCUACAAAUAUCUGCACCACCUGGAGGCAGAGCAGCCUAUACGUUCUAACUACAUGCUAGGUUACGAAAUCACUGACUCCAUGCGAGCACUUCUCAUCGACUGGAUGGUCAAGGUUCAUUCCAGGUUCCAGUUGCUGCAGGAGACCUUGUAUCUCUCUGUUGCCAUCCUCGACCGGUUUCUCCAGAUCCAGCCAGUUUCUCGUCGAAAGCUGCAACUUGUCGGUGUGACUGCAAUGCUGGUUGCCUCAAAGUAUGAGGAGUCGUAUCCUCCGGUCGUGGGAGACUUUGCCUACGUCACGGACAGCGCGUUCACCAAUGCUCAGAUUUUGGAGAUGGAGCAGCUAGUUCUGAAGACCCUCAACUUUCAGCUCGGUCGUCCUCUUCCGCUACACUUCCUCAGGAGAGCUUCAAAAGUGGCGAAUUGUGACACGGAAAGGCACAUGCUGGCCAAAUAUCUGAUGGAGCUGACCCUCAUUGAUUACGAAAUGGUGCAUUAUCGCCCAUCUGAGAUUGCUGCUGCGGCUCUGUGCCUCUCUCAGCUGCUGCUGAAUGGACUGCCUUGGUCACCCACACAAGAACACUACUCGACGUAUGACGAGGCCCACCUGAAGCCCAUCAUGCAGCACAUGGCCAAAAAUGUUGUGAAGGUAAAUGGCAGCAAGUUCCAGGCUGUCAGGAACAAGUAUUCAAGCAGCAAGUUGAUGAAGAUCAGCCUCAUUCCGCAGCUCAAGUCGUCACUAAUCAGCAACAUGGCAGCUGCUCUCAAUGCCCCUUGAACUUUUUCUAUUUUUUUUUAACUUUCCCAUGCACUUUAUCUUAAUUUUAAGAAUCCAAAUCCUUUUUAUCUCAGAUUUUUUUUAAAUAACUGAGUCAUUGUUUGGGAGUUGUCUUGAUGAUGCAUGGUUAUGUAACAUUGCCCCGUCCUUUUGACAUUAAAGUGACCUGUUCUCUAUGCA
Messenger RNA from Syngnathus acus (greater pipefish), 1469 nucleotides. RefSeq names its product G2/mitotic-specific cyclin-B2-like. The coding region runs from base 117 to 1289 and encodes 390 amino acids. Lineage: Eukaryota; Metazoa; Chordata; Actinopteri; Syngnathiformes; Syngnathidae. Gene Ontology annotation, biological process: regulation of cyclin-dependent protein serine/threonine kinase activity; mitotic cell cycle phase transition. Gene Ontology annotation, cellular component: nucleus; cytoplasm; cyclin-dependent protein kinase holoenzyme complex. The record is from RefSeq and is a predicted model, not a curated record. The transcript has 8 exons. Gene Ontology annotation, molecular function: cyclin-dependent protein serine/threonine kinase regulator activity.